AUGGCUCUUAAUUCUGCGACUCGUGCGUAUCGCGCAGGAGACCAUCUCCUCGUCGUCCAUGAUUUCGAUGCGCGCUCAGAGGAUGAACUCACCCUGCGACGGGGCGAGAAAAUCGAGUUGGUCGAGUUGGAUGAUGGUUUCGGCGAUGGAUGGUAUCUAGGAAAAGACAUCAAGACUGGAACGACAGGUCUUUUUCCAGGAGUCUAUACCACAAAGGCGCCCAAUAUUCCUGUGCGACCUCGGACCGAUGGCCCAGAAUCAGAUGCGCCCAAGGCGAAUGAAACUGGGGAGCCAACGUCUGCCCGAGAGACUCCCACGUCAGAAACCAGUGACAUCGUCCCAACACCCAAGAGCGAAGAUUCGACUCCCCACGCGUCUCGCCACGCUAGCAUGACUGACCUUCGGGCUGCCCACGGAUCAAAUGAAACGAAACCGUCCCUUCUCGCACCGAAGCAGCAGCAGCAGCAACAGCAAAACCGAUCCAGCUCUUCCCCCUUGCCGAGCUCAACAAUGGCGGUGGAUAUCCAACAAUCCAUCAGACAGACUCUCGGUCCACACAUGAACGGCCAAGAUAGCCCAGUUAUGAACGAGACACUCAGUGUGAUCGACGAGCAUAUCACAGAUCUCAGCACUCCACGCCACAGCGUCAAGCCGUCCACCGACCAGAAAACAAUCAAUGACUCUGCAAGUGAAUAUAGUGCCCACAUGGACAACCGGAUGUCUUAUAUAAAUGGCCAUGAGACCGAUGAGGAGGAAAAUAAUCAGCCCUCUGAGGAAGAGGUGCGGAAAUGGGGCAUUCCGGAGACUGUCAAACAAUUGCGUCAGUUAGGGUUGGAGGACAAGCACUGCAACAUCUUUGAAGAACAGGAAAUCACAGGAGAUGUGCUUUUGGACAUGAACCAGGAUUUCAUCAUGAUGAAAGAAUUCGAUUUCGGAGUGAUGGGACGACGUCUGAAAACCUGGCAUAAAAUCAAGGCGUUCCAAGAGGAGACAAAAGGUUACCAAGAACAACAGCCGCCCACUGCCCGGGGAUCACUCACUGCCUUUUCGACUGCAUCUGAAGAACGCUCUAUGAGCCGUGCUGGUCAAACAGGGCCGCUGCGUCCGCGAGUACCAAAUUACAGGGGCUCAUUCAGUGGUACCACUCAGCAUCCGCGACUGAUAAGCAACAAUGCUCAUAGCGAGACGAGUUCCCCGAUCACCCCGCAGACUCCAUCAUUCAUGGACCACUCGCGGCGGCCUUCUGCGGCGUCGAUUCGGGAGAUCAAUCACCAAAGGCGGCAUUCAUCCAUGGACACGACGAGCCGCUAUUCAAGUGCUGGAGAUAUCUCUCCACAUGUCGGGGCGGCCCACGGCAAGAAGGGAUCCCUCGACCGUGGCUGGACAAUGUCCCUUGGCGCACAGCGAGCAACCCCUCGUCCAGGAACCGCUUUAGGGGCUUCUAGCACUGGAUCCUAUCACCAUGCCAACGGCGUGGACUCAGCGGUGACUGACGAUUUGGAUCGUGGGUAUUUCUCAGGACCGGAGACAGACUCGCGAAUGCCGCGUAGAGUCCUACAGAAGCGAGCGUCGGUGGCCGGUAGCGCUCACUCGUUGCAAUCUAACCAAACUGAUGAGCAGAUUCGGGCCAACCAAAGGCAUUCUCGAAUCAGCAGCGUAGACUCAAUUACAGACGGACCCCCAAAUACUUUGAACUCGGGAACCACAUAUCCUCUCCCUUCUUCCAAAGGCCGGCUGCGGAGUUUGAGUACCCGAAUAUCUUCUCAGCAAUCAUCUCGCAAUUCCGGACCCAAAGGGUCGGGGGGUGGAUUUUUCUCAUCUUUUGCACCCAGGGUCGGAAAGCCCGACUCGGACUCUGGGCGUUCCACGCCGCAACCAUUUCAGCAAAUAAAAAGCGCUGCGCCAAAGUUUCGACGUGCCGUUGGGCUCCGGACGAUAUCCGAUACAGCUAGCAAGGGUAACGAUACGUCCGUAGUUCCUGCGUCUCCUGUUAAUGAUACCGACCCGGCAACCACUCGAACGGGUUCGACUACGCCUUCGACAUCGAAGAGCUCUGAACGACAUAGCACUGACGGCUCCGGAAAGACUGCGGAAGGUGGCGCACUAUUGCCCCGCGCGCGGCCUUCUCUUAAGGCCGGUGUGAAGUCGAAGAAGGACACGAGCGCUUACACAAGGGGCCUGGAAAGGAAGCCACCCCAGGAACAGAUGGAUGGUUGUGAUUUCUCUGGCUGGAUGAAGAAGCGCUCUUCAAACUUGAUGACGACUUGGAAACCUCGCCUCUUUGUCUUACGUGGUCGUCGUUUGUCAUACUACUAUUCGGAAAACGAUACGGAGGAACGGGGCCUGAUUGAUAUCACCUCCCACCGAGUUCUCCGGGCCGACAAUGAUCCCAUCAUUGCAAUUCACGCAACUAUCACGGGUUCUACAGUUUUGGCCACAUCCCCAGCCGGCAGUGCACCGGCUGGCAGUAAUGGCUCGAUCUCGGAAAACGGUUUGACGGCGCCGGAAUCAAAGCGCGGAUCGCGCUUGGACAAGGAAGGGCCAUUCUUCUUCAAGCUAAUCCCGCCUAAGUCGUCUCGUACUGUGCAGUUCACAAAACCUGCAGUCCAUUAUUUUCAGGUCGACAGCGUCAAGGAAGGCCGGCUGUGGAUGGCUGCGUUGAUGAAGGCUACUAUCGAGCGGGACAUUCACCUUCCGAUUGAAACCACCAAUAAACAGAGGACCAUCAGCCUCAAAGAGGCGCAGCUGACGAACCAGCGACCCCCAGCGUUAAUGAAUGAAGGCGAAGGACCGGGUAAAGAGCCCCUGGUCGAAGACACCGCGGUUGAAGAUGCUGCGGGUGAAAACGCCGCAAAGGAAGAAGAAGGUUCUGGCUUGAUGAUCCAGGGUCUUGACAUGGAGCAAGUCGACUCGCCUGUUGAUGUGGGUGAUCUCAAGCGCUCCUCUAAUCCGCUGGGUGACCUUGACACUGGUCCGUCAUCUUUGCUUCCAGAUGCGGCUCGCAAUUCUCAGUGA
Aspergillus puulaauensis is the source of this 3015-nucleotide messenger RNA. It is a transcript of the gene BOI2, whose product is annotated as putative polarized growth protein (Boi2). Bases 1 to 3015 code for a protein of 1004 amino acids. Lineage: Eukaryota; Fungi; Ascomycota; Eurotiomycetes; Eurotiales; Aspergillaceae. The transcript is spliced from 3 exons. Gene Ontology annotation, biological process: actin cytoskeleton organization. The record is from RefSeq and is a predicted model, not a curated record. Gene Ontology annotation, molecular function: protein binding. Gene Ontology annotation, cellular component: plasma membrane.